This is a messenger RNA of Amphimedon queenslandica, 1547 nucleotides long. RefSeq lists its product as uncharacterized. Lineage: Eukaryota; Metazoa; Porifera; Demospongiae; Haplosclerida; Niphatidae. The record is from RefSeq and is a predicted model, not a curated record. The transcript has 7 exons. Bases 107 to 1432 code for a protein of 441 amino acids.
UCGCAGCUCAGCGAGGCAACAAGCAUUGAAGCAAGCAAUCAAGAGAACUCUCUCAACUGCCAUAGUAGCUAUUUCUUUUAUAAAUAAGUAGGAGGGUUGGGACCAAAUGUCUACGAAGGCACCCAUCAAAAGGAGUGAAUCGGCGAAAGCAGCCAGCCGUGGCCACUAUCAGCAAAGAGCUGUUACUAAAGAGAAAGACUGCGACAGCCUGUUACUGAUGAAUCCAAACGCCAGCGAAGACGAGCAGCUCUCCCCUGCUUCCCCAGACCUCCACCUGGCUCACAGCGACUCCAAGGAGCGCUUGGGAAAGGCUGGAAAGCCUCGGGGCUUUCUCAAAAUGCUAGUCGGUAGCCUCCGUGGUGGAAAACAAGGACCUGCACAGCUGGACCUCGAGGGAGGAGGGUAUGGAUCAGAGCCUGUUCCACAGACUGAACACCAACAUGGAUCUUUAUCUGAUACAGAGGAAAUUAGUUUCUAUGCUGAAAAUGGAGAAGAAAGACCAAAGAGGAUAUAUCAUUUAGCAACAUUACCAAGGAAUGAUUGGAAGAAAUUAAGAACGGAUAAAAAGCCUCAACUUGUUUGGCACACAAACUCGUAUUCACCCGAAGACAAUGGCAUACCAGAAGACAGCACUACAGAUUCCUUGCCAUCGUCAACACUACAAGACAAAUCACCUCCAGCGAUCAGUCCAGCUCAGAGUGAUCCCGUUAUGAUGUCAGCCAGUGAGUCUCCUAUUCUCUUUGAAACUGCCGUACAAUCAGCAGACUAUCAUUCCGUGGGACUGGAGGCUCUUGAGAUGCUCCACAAUCAAUUGGAAAUACUGGUGAGACAAGACUGUGACGAGGAAAUGGGUGACCUAAUGCAAGAUAAAGUUAUCGAGACACUCCACAAACAGAACAAUGACUUACAGAGAUCUCUUGAGUGUCUACAGAGUUCAGACCAGCAUCUCCGUGUCUCCCUCAAGAUGGCAGAAAUGAGAGCACAAGAGGCUGAGAUCAAACUCCAGCACAGCUCUGAUCGCUGCUAUAAACUAGAGAGAGACUGUCGUUGGUUAGAGACCGAGUUUAAGAUAUUAUAUCAGAAGUAUCACGAGUUACAGAAGCACCUGCAAAAGAAAGCAAUACUCAAUCAAAUGGCAAUGGAUCAAUCGAUGCCAUCAAGACUGCACAGGAGACCUAAUUCAGCUCACACUGUCACAACGAGGAGGAGACAGAACUCGUUUGAUACCUUAUACCUACCUCCAUCUUUAACAUCGCCACAAAGACACAACAGCACAGAGGUGAUUCACAGUAGUCACAGUCACCACACACUGCCUCACCCUCACCAGUCUCACAAUCAGAACAGUACUACCACCACUCAGCAUCAAACAGGAUCAAGCACACUGCCCAGACACCACAGUGGUAGUAUGAGUCACACUGAGACUAGAGUAUGAUCCAUAGAAUGUGUUCAUGCAGUGAUCAUUGUUAUUGUGUUUAUUAAUUAUUGUUUGUCAUCAUGUCCAAGUUAUAAUUGUUAAUUAAUAUCAAUCACAAAGUUAAUACUUACAU